GUCAGCGCCUUUCUCCUGCCCCCACCCCCACCCACCCCCAGGCAGCGCUGCCCGCAGGAAGGCAAGGGCGCCGAGGGCCAUGGAAGGGGCGGCAGGUCCCCAGUCACUGGACGAGGCGGCUGCGGGCGAGAGGGCAGAGGCGACGCGCCCAGAGAAAGGAUGCUGCUCCUCCAGAGAAAAAGUAAGCCCAGAACGUUGUCAGGCCUGUCUUAAUGUGCCAGAGAUCAGGAAGACAGAGCCAAGCCACAGUGGAGUUUCCUGGGAAAGGAGAUGUCCAGUCCAUCACUGCCCAAUUGAUUCUUCACCCAACUUCGUGAGAUACCACCCGCCUUUCCCCAGCCAUAUGCAUGCACCGAUCUCCACUCGAUCCAAUGGCCAGGUGCCAUCUGGCUCCAAGGACUCCUUUCAGCCUCACCUGUACUAUCACUGCAACCAGCAAGAAAGCAGAAGCAGCUAUGCCUUGCCUCCUCUUCCAGGCCAUGGUGAGAGAGCUCCUUCAUGCUCCCAGCGCUCCAGUGGGGAUUCGUCACCAACUCCCCAGCACGAGAGCUCUGAAAGCAGAUGGAAACAGUGGUCUCGUGACCAGCUGCAGCUACGGCCAGUGCAACACCAUAUUGUGACAGUCAGACAUGACAAAGUGCUCAGGAUGCCAAAGAGUUUUUACCAAGUGAUUGCAGAGUGGCCAGUUGCUGUCUUGGUGAUCUGCUCUUUGACGAUUUUAGUCUGUACACUGGUGGGUCUGUUAGUGGGAAAUCUGCCGGAUUUUUCUGAGCCCCUAAUGGGGUUUGAGCCACAAGAUACUGACAUAGGCAGAAAGCUCACAGUGUGGAAGAACAUGGAAAGCCAUACAGGCUACAGAAAGACUCUCUCUCUUUUCCCCUACACUGACAACAGCUAUGUAGACAUGGGCAUGAGCAGAGGGCAGCAGUCUACAAACAGUGAGCGAGGAGCAAGAAUACGGAGAAUGGUAGAACCGGACUAUGAAAAGGAUGGAUUCUUUUGUGGCCCCCCAGGGAAGAGUUAUUCUCAGCUGGUAUUUAUGUCUACAACUGCUGGGAGCUUAUGGAACUUGCAAGCAAUACAAUCCAUGUGUCAAAUGGAACAGGACAAGAUCCGUUCACAUGCUCAGUUUGGGAGUCUCUGUCAACGUACUGAAGCCAAUGAAUGCUGUCCAAGUUGGUCUCUGGGGAACUAUAUCGCUGCCCUGUACAAUCGGUCUUCUUGUUUAGAGAUUACUCAAGCUGAUGUUUCCCACACCCUUGCCCUCCUUCGUUCUUGUGCCCCUGACUAUCACAAAGGUGUCCUUGUUCCUCCGUGCAUUGGUCCCAAAACUGAACGGGAGAAACACGCACAGUGUUCCAAAGUCCCUGAGAAAUGCACUCGUUUCCGAGCUGUUUACCAGCUUCUUCAUUUCUUAGUUGACAGAGAUUUUCUCAGCCCACAAACAGUGGGCUACCAAGUGCCAACCCUGAAAUACAGCCUGCUCUUUUUGCCUACCAUGAAGGGAGCAUCCAUGAUGGGUAUCUACCUGAACAACCUUGAGUCAUGGGACUUGUUUGACAAUUACACGUCCAUCACUGGAAUGGAUCUGGGCCUUAAACAGAAAUUAUUUCAGCACUACCUUUUACUGGAUACCAUGUAUCCAGUCAUGGCAAUACUGACCAUAUUUCUAAGCAUGUUUUUUUAUUUACGCUCGAUCUUUAUUACCUUUAUCAUCCUAAUGAUGGUCUUUGGUACCUUGAUGAUUUCCUAUUUCUUGUACAAGGUGGCCUUCAGAUUCUCCUACUUCCCCUUUAUAAACCUAACAGCAGUAGUCAUUCUCAGCAGUCUUUGUGCCAACCAUACUUUUGUCUUUUUUGACCUCUGGAACCUUAACAAGAGCCAGAACCCAUCAGCUGGGCUCCUGCAAUGGGUAAGACUAACAAUGCAUCACUUUGGGUAUCUCAUGCUGGCUUCUUGCUUGACAACUGGUGCUGCUUUCUACACUGGCUACAUGAGUAAUUUAAUUGCCAUCCGCUGCUUUGCCAUCUACAUGGGCACUUCAGUCUUGGUGAACUUGGUAUUCAUGUUGACAUGGCUUCCUUCCUCUGCUGUGUUGUAUGAACGUUACAUAGCAAGAAAGUGCAUUUAUAAACCAGAACACUAUUGGAAUAACAGUGGACAUAAGAGUGUCAUUCUCUCUUUCCAUCACAUCUUCAGGAGUCUUCAGAGUACCUGGUGCCAAACUUCCAAGUUAUUGUUUGAGAAAAUUCUUCCUUGUGGGGUCAUAAAGUUUCGGUAUAUCUGGAUCUGCUGGUUUGCUGCUUUGGCAAUAGGGGGAGCUUACAUUUCUUGUCUGAACCCUAGACUGAAACUCCCCACUCUAGAGAUGUCGUCUGUACAGGUCUUUAGGUUAAGUCACCCCUUUGAGAGAUAUGAUUCAGAAUAUUGCAAUGAGUUCAUGUUUCAGAGGGUGGAACAAGGAGAAGAUCUGCACAUGCCCGUUACUCUUGUCUGGGGCAUACUCCCCGUGGACAACGGGGACCACUUUAAUCCCAGGAGCAAUGGCACGCUGGUGAUGGAUGCAGCAUUUACAGCUGAAAAUCCUGAGGCACAGAGAUGGCUGUUGGGCUUCUGCCAGAAAGUGAAGAAUCAGACUUUUUACUACUCUGAUCUGGAGCAAAAGUCCACUGUUUGUUUCAUGGAGGCAUUUCACCGGUGGAUGGACAGCCGCCAGUGCUCUAAGCGCGAUCAUAGCUUCAACCUCUGCUGUAAUCACUUCUCCUUCCCAUAUGGCAGCGAAGUCUUCCUCCACUGCAUCAAGAUGAUGAUAAUGGAACAAAACAGAGAGAGGGCUGAAACUCGUGACCUAGGUCUCCGAUUUGAUGAGAAAGGAAACCUUGUUGCUUUGGUGCUACAGUUUCAAACUGUUUACCACUAUAGUUUGAACUAUAGCAAGGCCAAACAUUUCUAUGAUGAAAUCAGCCUCUGGAUAAGAGAGGAGAUGAGUGCAGCCCCCAUGGGGCUUCAGAAUGGCUGGUUCACCAGCAAACUGGAGCUCUAUAACCUCCAGCACAGUGUUGACACAGAGACAAUGGUGGUGCUGGGCUUAGCCAUAUCCAUUUCUUUUGUGGUUCUGUUGCUCACCACUUGGAACGUCUUUCUUAGCAUGUUCUCCAUUAUGGCAAUUACAGGCACUGUUCUGGUAACUGUUGGGCUUUUGGUCCUUCUGGAAUGGCAGCUCAACGCUGUGGAGUCUCUCUUUGUUUCAGCAGCAGUGGGCCUCUCUAUUGAUUUCACAGUGAACUACUGCAUUUCUUACCAUUUGUGUCCACAUUCUGAUCGCCUGAGCCGCGUAGCUUUCUCUCUGAAGCAGAUGAGCUGUGCCACAGUCAUUGGGGCCUCUGCCUUGUUUUCUGCAGGGGUCAUCAUGUUGCCUGCCACUGUGCUGGCAUACAGGAAGCUGGGCAUUUUUAUGAUGAUGAUCAAAUGUGUCAGCUGUGGCUUUGCGAGCUUCUUCUUCCAGUCUCUGUGCUGCUUCUUUGGCCCAGAGAAGAACUGUGGUCAAAUACUUUGGCCUUUCGCUCAUGCUCUGAAAGACUAUUCAGAUGAUCCAAGUUCCAACAUAACAUUUGCCUGUGGGGGAAAUGAGAAGCAGAACCGGUUACAAAAAGGCCAGGAAUCCAACAAUGCAAAUGAACAGUAUGAGCUCCAACCAUUGGCCAGGAAACUUAGUGACAGCUUUGACAAUAGCACCUCCACAAGUAAGUUGUCCAACCGUCCAUCAGUGUUAUCUGAUGACAUUCAGCUCCAAGACAGCAGGUGUCCUCGAAUGGAAAUUCACUCUUCCUUUGAAAAGGAUAGGCAGAAGCCAGAGCAGACUGGGGGACACCAUGUAGUUCUGUGCCAGUGUCCUGCUUUGCAAACAUCUUCUCCUUACAAACCUGGUAGUAACUCAGGAACGGAAGCAGAAAGUCAUAGCGGAGGGCUAUGCAAAGACUGUAGAUGUCAAAAAUAUGGUACAAAGGCUUGGGAGCACCUUCAGUCAGCCAGCACAAUAGAUGAUGGACUGCUAAACAAGUCUCACUGUUCAAGCAACACCGAUCAGCAAAAAUCAGAUUAUACCUCAGAAAACAGUAAUGUGCCAGAAGCCGAUAUGUAUGAACUUCACAGAUGCCUUUAUUCCACUGGCAGCUCUUUCAGUGUGCAGAACGUCUCCAGCGAGACCUCCCUCAGUGACUUUGAGACAAGCAUAAAACUGGUGGAAUCAGCCGGCUCUUGCCCAGAUCAUUUAGAUGCAGCCAAUUCUUGCUGUCCAACUCGGAGAGGACAUCUCAAUGGAAAGAGAGACACUCUGAGGCUGGACCUGAGAGAGACUGUCUUUGACACAUCCACAUCACAGCAAAACAGUUGCUUGAGAAAAAUGCGGGUAGGGCUAGGGGGUGAAGAGCCCGUUGUUUUGCCAAACAGCAAGCCAGAUAUGCCUGAUGUGUGGAUCAAACGGGCUGGUGUGCAAAAUUCUGGAUAUUAGAGUUGAAAUCUCAGACAAAACAAAUGCUCUUUCAGGGGCAAGGAAAAUGGAUUUCCUUUUUGAAUAGCAGGUGCAAAGCUGUUCUCACCUCCCUUUCUGAACUGAGAACAAACUGCAUUGUUACAGAAGUGAAAAUGACACAUUUUUACAAAGCCAGCAAAUCUGAUGUGGAUUAGAAGCAAACAGUUCACAGAGCCUGAGCGGUUUGACCUCCUGCCCAGUAGUCAGUGCCAUAUUCUCAAUUAUAUUAUAGGGUUAUCAAGCAAGAGUUGUGUCAUUCCCUCCCCUGCAAUUUGUUUUCCUGACAAGUCAAUGGAGAGGCAUUAAUGAUUUGCGGGGGGGGGGAGUGUUUAAAGACAGAGGGAAACCUUAGACUAAGGAGUAUUCUGUGUUACCAUGAUUUUUCUACUAUUCAGUAUCUUUGACUUGACACACAAUGUAUAUUUCUGUUAAUCAUAUCCGCUUUAAAUAGCAGUCAUGCAAAUCUCCUUAAGGGAAUAAUAUUCAGAUGGGUUUUUAAAAGUCUCCUUGAUACUUUUCAGCAGAGAGGACUCACCAGGGAUCCUCUACAACACUGCUACUACCAUCUACAAUAUCUGGAUUUAAGAGAUAUUUCCCAUCCCCUCCACUGACAGUAUGCUUAAAGUUCAUCAUACUGUACACUUUGCUUUCCCAGGGAGAAAGACAUGUCAUUCUUCACAUUCUGACAUGAGUAACUUGUGCUUCAGCUCAAUCACUAGUUUUCUUAGUAGGUAAUUCAUUCAAAACUGCAAAGAGGUGUUUUUUUUUUUAAAUUUAAAAAAGAGUAUUUCUAUAGAACCCUGAAAUUUGCUCUCUUUCCUUCUACCAUUCAUGUUGCACCCUCCUUUUGAACCAUCACAAUUUUUUAAAAUCUCUAUCUGUAUAAAUGAUAUUCAAACAUAACAAAUAAACAUCAUGUUUUCUAAA
Messenger RNA from Hemicordylus capensis (graceful crag lizard), 5458 nucleotides. RefSeq names its product dispatched RND transporter family member 2 (gene DISP2). The coding region runs from base 80 to 4510 and encodes 1476 amino acids. The record is from RefSeq and is a predicted model, not a curated record. The transcript has 8 exons. Lineage: Eukaryota; Metazoa; Chordata; Lepidosauria; Squamata; Cordylidae.